Populus trichocarpa (black cottonwood) is the source of this 454-nucleotide messenger RNA. Its product is annotated as calmodulin-binding receptor-like cytoplasmic kinase 2. The coding region runs from base 1 to 333 and encodes 110 amino acids. NCBI's taxonomy places the organism in Eukaryota, Viridiplantae, Streptophyta, Magnoliopsida, Malpighiales, Salicaceae. The record is from RefSeq and is a predicted model, not a curated record. The transcript has 2 exons.
AUGACAGGUAGGCGUCCUAUUGAACCGAAAAGGGAAAUAAAGGAACGAUUAACUGCAAAAUGGGCAAUAAAGAAGUUUGCAGAAGGUAAUGCCAUUGUGAUCUUGGACCCGAAGCUAGAGCGAACUGCUGCAAAUAACUUGGCCCUAGAAAAGAUUCUGGAACUAGCAUUGCAAUGUUUGGCUCCUGGCAGACAGAGCAGGCCGAGCAUGAGGAAAUGCGCAGAGGUUCUUUGGAGCAUUCGUAAGGAUUACAAGGAACAAUCAACCUCAGAUUUUUGUUAUCUUAUUUCUUCUAAAUCACAGGGGAGUUUUUCAGUUAUAACAGAAGAAUAAACAAAUAGCUGCCUAGUAUUGUGGAAAUCAACCCCACACCAGAAAUGGUAAUGUAAAGAGAAGCAAGCCGAAGCAGUUGCUUUUCAAGACGAACAAGUGAUAUAAAAUAAUUUUUUAUACA